AUGGCAGGCGACCUUACGCAAUGGGUGGCUCCAUUGGUGGCAUCUGGAGAUGUAGCAUCCUUCAAGGACCCUCACUUGGACGCUCCAUAUGACUUGCUGCUGCGCCUGGCUCGCCUCGCCCUCACCUGCAUGGCCAUGCCCACGGCCUCCCGCCCCACCAUGGGUCGCGUGUUGGGGGAUCUUCUGGGCAUGAAGGAGGAGGUGCUUGGGGAGGCUGAGGCGCACAGAGCAGCAUGCCGCAUUGACAGGGAGAUUGGCAGCUCAGCGGCUCACACGGUGGACUUUGAUGCCCAGCUGGCUCGUGUGGAGCAGAUGGGAACUCAGGGCCGUUCAGCUAGUGAUGCAUGA
Molecule: messenger RNA, 348 nt
Organism: Closterium sp. Naga37s-1
Lineage: Eukaryota; Viridiplantae; Streptophyta; Zygnematophyceae; Desmidiales; Closteriaceae
Source: the annotation of a GenBank genome assembly